UCCUUUAAGUGUCAUCUUAGCCUAUGGAAUGUUAUUGGAAGGAGCGACUGGUAGAACUGAAGAUCAGAUCAAAGAGGUUCUCCAAUUAUCUUCUAUUGGUGAUCAAAAUUCUGACGUUUCUCAAGCCGCGAAAAAGCUUCUUGAUGAAUAUAAAUCGAUUGCUGAAGGUUCGAGUGAUCGCAACUUCUCAUUGGUUUUAGGUAAUUUGGCGAUAGCCAAUAGAGCUUAUCCAUUAAAAGAAGCGUUUGUCCAAAGCUUAUCGACUAAUUAUUUCGCUCAAGCGACAAAUGAAGAUUUUCUUAAAGGAGUUGAAGUCAUGAAUAAGCUAAACUCGUGGGUCUCUGAAAAGACUUUUGGCAAAAUCGAUGAAAUCUUACCCGAACCUCCGACUCCACAAACGAUAUUAAUGCUGAUAAACACCGUUUAUUUCAAAGGAAAAUGGGUCGAACCAUUUAAUAAAGGAACUACAUUUGAUGAGACUUUCAAUAAUUCUGAUGGAACUACGAGUAAAAUCAGAAUGAUGUCAAUUCGAAAUAAAAAUCGUAAUUACCUUCACAAUUCCGUAGAUAAAUUCAAGAUUGUUGAGCUUCCAUACAUCGGAGAUGUUAGUAUGAUCUUCAUUCUACCCACCGAAUCCAACACUUUACCCGAUUUACUUCGUACAUUGAAUUCAAUUGGAUUAGAAAAUCUAUUGGGUUCUAUGAAAUCAACAAAGCUUCGUACUCUUAAUAUUCCAAAAUUCAAGCUUGAAGAUACCCACAAGUUACAUGAGAUUCUUCCUCGUAUGGGAAUGGACUUGCCGUUUAGUGGACAUGCAGAAUUUCAGAAUAUCACCGAAGAAUCUAAACUACUAAUAUCCAAAUCAAUUCAAAAGGCUCUGAUCGAAGUCGAUGAAGAGGGAACUGUCGCUGCAGCGGUGACGGCCAUUAUAACGAUGAAAUCCGCUAGGAAAUCUUCACAAGUAGAAGAAGAUUUCAUUCUUGAUCGACCUUUCAUCUUCAUGAUUCGGGACAAUUUAACCGGAGUCAAUCUCUUCCUUGGUCAAAUAAACAAAAUGUCCAGUCUAAAGAGUUUUACAAACAUCAUGUUGUCGACAUUAAGUGGGCCUUCAAUUGGUUUCGGACUUCGUUUCUUGGAACAAUUAAACACCAACAAUUCGAAUAAGAAUGUGUUUUCUCCUUUAAGUGUCAUCUUAGCCUAUGGAAUGUUAUUGGAAGGAGCGACUGGUAGAACUGGAGAACAGAUCAAAGAGGUUCUCCAAUUAUCUUCUAUUGGUGAUCAAAAUUCUGAAAUUUCUCAAGCCGCGAAAAAGCUUCUUGAUGAAUAUAAAUCGAUUGCUGAAGGUUCGAGUGAUCGCAACUUCUCAUUGGUUUUAGGUAAUUUGGCGAUGGCCAAUAGAGCUUAUCCAUUAAAAGAAGCGUUUGUCCAAAGCUUAUCGACUAAUUAUUUCGCUCAAGCGACAAAUGAAGAUUUUCUAAAAGGAGUCGAAGUCAUGAAUAAGCUUAACUCGUGGGUCUCUGAAAAGACUUUUGGCAAAAUCGAUGAAAUCUUAUCCGAACCUCCGACUCCACAAACGAUAUUAAUGCUGAUAAACACCGUUUAUUUCAAAGGAAAAUGGGUCGAACCAUUUAAUAAAGGAACUACAUUUGAUGAGACUUUCAAUAAUUCUGAUGGAACUACGAGUAAAAUCAGAAUGAUGUCAAUUCGAAAUAAAAAUCGUAAUUACCUCCACAAUUCCGAAGAUAAAUUCAAGAUUGUUGAGCUUCCAUACAUCGGAGAUGUUAGUAUGAUCUUCAUUCUACCCACCGAAUCCAACACUUUACCCGAUUUACUUCCUACAUUGAAUUCAAUUGGAUUAGAAAAUCUUUUGGGUUCUAUGAAAUCAACAAAACUUCGUACUCUUAAUAUUCCAAAAUUCAAGCUUGAAGAUACCCACAAGUUACAUGAGAUUCUUCCUCGUAUGGGAAUGGACUUGCCGUUUAGUGGACAUGCAGAAUUUCAGAAUAUCACCGAAGAAUCUAAACUACUAAUAUCCGAAUCAAUUCAAAAGGCUCUGAUCGAAGUCGAUGAAGAGGGAACUGUCGCUGCAGCGGUGACUUCUAUCAGGAUGAUGAGAUGCUGUAUGAUCACUCCAAAAGAAGAAGAAGUAGAUUUCAUUCUUGAUCGACCUUUCAUCUUCAUGAUUCGGGACAAAUUGUCGGGAAUUAACUUGUUCAUCGGUCAAAUGAAUAAGAUGCCAGAUCUUAACUAAUCUCUUUCAUGUAUAUCAUUCAACACUUUAAUAAGAAUAAAAAAUUUCAAUAAUCAUCUGAUUACGUGUUAAAUAAUAAACUGAAGAUUAUUUCCAAUGCUUUCACAACUCGAUUGCAUUAACUUUGA
Molecule: messenger RNA, 2379 nt
Organism: Panonychus citri (citrus red mite)
Lineage: Eukaryota; Metazoa; Arthropoda; Arachnida; Trombidiformes; Tetranychidae
Molecular function (GO): serine-type endopeptidase inhibitor activity
Source: RefSeq, a predicted model, not a curated record